AUGCAAUUAAAAAUAUUGCUUUUAUUGGUAUUAACCAAUAAUAUUAUUGACUAUUGUUUUGGAAAUUUUAAUUCCAAAAUAAUUUUAAAUAUUUCAAAUGAAUGGAAGACUGACAUUAAUCUUAAAUAUUUAAAUGGAAUAAAUGAUUCUGAACGGUUUAAAUUUUCUCUUUUAAAAAAUGGGGUAGAAAUUAAUGGAAAUGGAAAUGGAGAAAUAUUAUUAGAAGAGGAUUUAGGAAAAUUAAUAAAAGAAAUUAAGGACAAACAAAUAGAACAUAUAAUAAAAGUGAAAGGGGAAUUUAUAAAUGAUGAAGAUACAAUAAUUAAAGACUUUAUUGCCGUUAAUUAUCUUUCUCUCUCAUCAAAUAAUUCAUUAAUUUUUACAAUAAAUAUUGUUGAGAAACUUUUUGGUGUAAAUAACAAUAGAAUAUUUUUUGAAUUUGAAAAAAAUUUAAAAUUGGAAAAUAUUUAUGAAAAUAAAGCAAAUGAUUGUUUGAAAAGGAUAAAAGAAUCACAAAAUAGAGCAAUGGAAAUUUUUAAAAAGCUUGAAAGAUUGAAUAAUGAAGGUAUAAAUGUUUUUUGAAUUUUGAGAAAUUUAGAAUUUAUGUCUCCGCCGUCG
Molecule: messenger RNA, 618 nt
Organism: Meloidogyne enterolobii
Lineage: Eukaryota; Metazoa; Nematoda; Chromadorea; Rhabditida; Meloidogynidae
Source: the annotation of a GenBank genome assembly